Molecule: messenger RNA, 1395 nt
Organism: Homalodisca vitripennis (glassy-winged sharpshooter)
Lineage: Eukaryota; Metazoa; Arthropoda; Insecta; Hemiptera; Cicadellidae
Exons: 14
Coding region: 1-1395 (464 amino acids)
Source: RefSeq, a predicted model, not a curated record
AUGCAACACAAGCCUCUGGUGGUAGCGGGAUCCAGGCUAAGAUCGUCUGCAGCAGCUGACGUGUACGAGGACGAGGAAAAGAUAGAAGUGACGCUAUCUACUGAGAGGUGGCAAUAUAAUUCUGUGUCACGCACAGUGGGUAGGGCUAGGGACGCUGGAUAUGGAAAACAACACAAGGCAAGAGAAGUGACGCUAUCUACUGAGAGAUGGCAAUAUAGUUCUGUGUCACGCACAGUGGGUAGGGCUAGGGACGCUGGAUAUGGAAAACAACACAUGGCAAGAGAAGUGACGCUAUCUACUGAGAGAUGGCAAUAUAGUUCUGUGUCACGCACAGUGGGUAGGGCUAGGGACGCUGGAUAUGGAAAACAACACAAGGCAAGAGAAGUGACGCUAUCUACUGAGAGAUGGCAAUAUAGUUCUGUGUCACGCACAGUGGGUAGGGCUAGGGACGCUGGAUAUGGAAAACAACACAAGGCAAGAGAAGUGACGCUAUCUACUGAGAGGUGGCAAUAUAAUUCUGUGUCACGCACAGUGGGUAGGGCUAGGGACGCUGGAUAUGGAAAACAACACAAGGCAAGAGAAGUGACGCUAUCUACUGAGAGGUGGCAAUAUAAUUCUGUGUCACGCACAGUGGGUAGGGCUAGGGACGCUGGAUAUGGAAAACAACACAAGGCAAGAGAAGUGACGCUAUCUACUGAGAGGUGGCAAUAUAAUUCUGUGUCACGCACAGUGGGUAGGGCUAGGGACGCUGGAUAUGGAAAACAACACAAGGCAAGAGAAGUGACGCUAUCUACUGAGAGGUGGCAAUAUAAUUCUGUGUCACGCACAGUGGGUAGGGCUAGGGACGCUGGAUAUGGAAAACAACACAAGGCAAGAGAAGUGACGCUAUCUACUGAGAGGUGGCAAUAUAGUUCUGUGUCACGCACAGUGGGUAGGGCUAGGGACGCUGGAUAUGGAAAACAACACAUGGCAAGAGAAGUGACGCUAUCUACUGAGAGAUGGCAAUAUAAUUCUGUGUCACGCACAGUGGAUAGGGCUAGGGACGCUGGAUAUGGAAAACAACACAUGGCAAGAGAAGUGACGCUAUCUACUGAGAGGUGGCAAUAUAAUUCUGUGUCACGCACAGUGGAUAGGGCUAGGGACGCUGGAUAUGGAAAACAACACAUGGCAAGAGAAGUGACGCUAUCUACUGAGAGGUGGCAAUAUAGUUCUGUGUCACGCACAGUGGGUAGGGCUAGGGACGCUGGAUAUGGAAAACAACACAUGGCAAGAGAAGUGACGCUAUCUACUGAGAGGUGGCAAUAUAGUUCUGUGUCACGCACAGUGGGUAGGGCUAGGGACGCUGGAUAUGGAAAACAACACAAGGCAAGGUACUGUUGUGACACAGAGAAGUGA